CAACAUUGAAUGUUACUACUACAAAUUUGGAUCCUGUGCAAAGGCCCCGGCAAGACAGCUGCCACGCAUCGAUCUCAUUGGGCGUUGAUGUGAGCCCCAUGGUUUCGGCCAAUGGAAUGCUCUGAUAUGACACCGCUGCAUCGAACAGCCUUUACGGUCUGUUACACCCACGAACUAGCCGACACGUGUCCUCGCGGCACCCUCGAAACGGUGGGCGGCGGCCACUUUUGGUUUGACCCAGCCGCCAUGCGUCAUUGAUGCACGUGAGAUAUUGGAGCCGCGGGUCCCACGUCUGCCAACCCCGUCUGCUCCAAGAGAAUCGUCCCACCCCAGUCGUGCAUCCCCAGACGGGUAUAAAAGGCCGAGACCCCAACGUUGGACUUCCGCUAACGGAACUCGUCCCCCUUCACACACACACACACACGCUCUCUCUCUCGAUGGGUUCCACGAAGACCUCCUUCCGAGGUUCCGAAUCCUCAUCGAUAUCCACAGCCGGAUCGCAGGAGGAAUCUCUCCCCUUCGACGUGAACGACGCCGGUGAGAUGCUCCUGUUCGACAUGCUCAUCGAGUCCGCCAUGACCACGAAGACGUCGACGGGCAAAGAGGCGGAGUCGAAGGGCCCGACGGCGAGCGGGAAGAGCUACCGAGGGGUAAGGAGGCGGCCGUGGGGCAAGUUCGCGGCGGAGAUCAGGGACUCGACGCGGCAGGGGGUGCGGGUGUGGCUGGGCACGUUCGACAGCGCGGAGGCCGCCGCCCUGGCCUACGACCAGGCGGCGCUGUCGAUGAGGGGGGCGACGGCGGUGCUCAACUUCCCGGCGGAGCGCGUGCGGGAGUCGCUGCGGGGACUGGAGCUGGCGAAGGACGGGUGCUCCCCGGUGGUGGCGCUGAAGAAGAAGCACUGCAUGAGGAGGAGGAGGAAGAGAAAGGUGAGGGAGUCGAGUGGGGAGGGCGUAGUGGAAUUAGAGGACUUGGGAGUGGAGUUCUUGGAGGACCUCUUGGGGCUAUCAGGGCUUGCGAGUCAGUGAUGAGAAGCUCAUAGUUUUGCCCAACCUUAUGAUAUUUUAAAUAUAUUAAUAUGGAUAUUAAGUUGACUGUCAA
Messenger RNA from Musa acuminata AAA Group (dessert banana), 1098 nucleotides. Its product is annotated as ethylene-responsive transcription factor 1B-like. The record is from RefSeq and is a predicted model, not a curated record. Gene Ontology annotation, molecular function: DNA-binding transcription factor activity; DNA binding. Gene Ontology annotation, biological process: regulation of DNA-templated transcription; ethylene-activated signaling pathway. The transcript has a single exon. Bases 258 to 1025 code for a protein of 255 amino acids. Lineage: Eukaryota; Viridiplantae; Streptophyta; Magnoliopsida; Zingiberales; Musaceae.